GAAAAAUGGAGUCUUGAGUCCAGUUUGAUUUCUAGACAGAAGUAUUUUUUUCCCAAGCUGGAGAUCAUAAUUAGUAUGAGUCUUGCAAUUUAAAAAUACCUUUUCUUAGUCCUUGACUUUUUUCCAAUCUUAAUUUUGGCUUUAUUUUUUGUGAUACAACUAGAAUCUAACCAAGGGUGUAAUAUUUUUAGUAACUCCAAAUGGCUGGGUCAGGGAAAGGAAGAGGACGUGCUGCAUUUACUUUCAACAUCGAGGCUAUUGGCUUUGCCAAAGGUGAAACGCUACCUGAAGUAGCAUUCAAGCCCCCUCCACUGUUUCCUCCAACAGAUUUUAAGCCAGUGCCUCUGAAAAUGGGAGAGGAAGAGGAUUAUAUGUUGGCCUUAAAGCAAGAAUUUAGAGCAAGUAUGAAAAAAAUGCCUUAUUUUAUGCAAAAAGAAGAUGAAAAUCAAGGAAUUGAAAAAUAUAGUAAAAAGUACCUGCAGAUGAGAAAAGAAUCCAUGGAAUGGACCCCAGAUUGGCGAAGACUCCCAAGAGAGAUGAAGCCAAGGAAAAAGACCAAAAAAGCAGGUGGAAAAACGAAAAAAGCAAAAGUUGCCACACCCAAAAGUAAUGUGGAUGUGUUGAAAAAAAUUGAGGAGUUGGAAAAGAAAGGUGAUGAAGAAAAAUCUGAUGAGGAAAAGGAGAAAGAAAAAGACAAAGAGGGUGAAGAAGAAGAAGAAGCAGCAGCAAAUGAACAAGAAUAUGAUGAAGAGGAACAUGAAGAGGUACAGGUUCCUUUUCCAGCUCUAACAAAACAGACCCUAUUUGUUAGAGGAAAACGACUACAUUGCUUCAUAUUUUGAAGAUGGCGAUGACUUUGGUGCUGGCAGUGACGACAAUAUGGAUGAAGCAACCUAUUAGUUAUUUGUAUUAGAUUGUGUCCUACCCUGGCCUUCUAAUACAUCCACUAAACCAUUUGGACCCAGUUGUAGGUGGGCUGAGCACUCACAACUCUUGAUGCGGCUAAUUGGAGUUGGAGUGCUGAGUUCACCCUCAGAUGAAAGGGCAUUUUUUUUCUGAUUUAUUUAACGGGGUUGAAAAAUGGGAGACCUAGCUGCCAUAUUCUGUUCUUCCAAAAUGCUUUGGAGACAGGUGUUUAUCACUGCAAGGUUCUCUAGAACUCAUGGUUCUAUAGAGUACUAUAUAUGCCUUUGUAUUGCCUCUGCUGCACUGGAAAAGAAUAUGCAUUUUGACUGAAUUGUGCCUAAGCAUUUGCACUUCUCUCCAUUCUAUGCAUGGGUGGAAUCAAAUCCUGUUCCGGAUUUGAAGUCAUACUUCAGAGGAUACUAAAGUCAGUAGCAAAACUUGUAUUGACUUAAGUGAACCAGGAUUUGGUCCUUUCUGAACACAAGCUGUUCCUACUUAGCUGCUGACUUUCUAAAGGAAUUUAUAAUAAUUUCUGUAAUCAGGGGAUUGAAAUAUAACUGAACACUGAGCACUUUCAUGAACAAAGUAGCCUAAAAGUACUUUGGUACUGUGGACUAACAAGGUAAGGAGAUAAUUUUGAAAGGCUCUUGCAUUCUAAUAAACAGACUUUCAUAAUUCAGCACUUCGACCAAUAGGGAGCAUCUUUCAAAUCAGUGCUUGCUGGGUGUAAGGAGACUUAAUAAAUGAGAUUAGAUUGUGUUUUAUGAAUUACUUUUUGCUGGAAGUGAGGUCUGGGGCUAAUUAGUAGCUUCAUUUAGAGAGGGUUUGUGACUGAGGUUUGAGCAUGGGAGUGGGAAACCAGAAAAUUCUGAUUUCUAGGUUUGGCUCUUCUCUGUGGCCUUGGACAAGUCCCUUAACAUAUCUGCAUCAGUUUCCCCAGCUGUUAAAUGGGGGAAAAUACUACUUCCUACCUCAUAGUACUGUUGAGAGUCGAUGUUCGUAAAAAUACCUGCUACGUAAAUCUGAAAUAGUUUUUAUUUAAUUUACUUCCCAGCACAGCCAAAAAAUCAGAUAGUAAAAGAAAGGUACAUAUAACAGAAGAGUAAUAUGCUACGGUAAACUGUGAUGGUGGUGAAAACAAUACCAUGAAUUCUAUAAAUAUUCUAUAUUUGAGGACGAAUAUGUUGUGACUCUAAUCUUUCCAUUACAGUAAUCCUAGGAGUUAUUUGUAACAAUAGUUGGUAGGUACAACAUUUUCAAAUGUAUCACUAAUAUUUUUGUGUUCCUAAGCAACUUAAUAGGUCUAAUUUUUUAAAAACUGUUAUGUUUUGCUUAAAUUCACUCAAAAUGAAUAGAAAGCACUGGAUCCUAAAAUCUCAGCAUCAGCUGAAAUUGUCACUGUUUCAGUUAUGGCCUUUGAUGCCUUUCUGAAGUAGCCACAGGAGCUGUCUUCAUAAAAGGAGAAGCAUGUGGUUUUAUAGAAUAGGCUGUAAAUUUCCUUUCUGCCAAUCUUCAAGGAAAUGUAAAGCUUAUUCUUAUUGCUUUUUGUUUCCUUCAUGCUUCUGUUUUUCUCUGAAGUACUCCCAGCUGGACUCACAACUACUCUCAAAGAUGGAGAUGCUGAGGAUAAAUCUACCAUUUUAGCUGACUUGAGGAUUGGGGGGGCGGGGGA
Messenger RNA from Mauremys mutica (yellowpond turtle), 2578 nucleotides. It is a transcript of the gene POLR3G, whose product is annotated as RNA polymerase III subunit G. Lineage: Eukaryota; Metazoa; Chordata; Testudines; Geoemydidae. The transcript is spliced from 7 exons. Gene Ontology annotation, cellular component: RNA polymerase III complex. Gene Ontology annotation, biological process: transcription by RNA polymerase III; cell population proliferation. Bases 201 to 842 code for a protein of 213 amino acids. The record is from RefSeq and is a predicted model, not a curated record.